This is a messenger RNA of Verruconis gallopava, 2523 nucleotides long. RefSeq lists its product as uncharacterized. The record is from RefSeq and is a predicted model, not a curated record. Bases 110 to 2254 code for a protein of 714 amino acids. Gene Ontology annotation, biological process: chromatin remodeling. NCBI's taxonomy places the organism in Eukaryota, Fungi, Ascomycota, Dothideomycetes, Venturiales, Sympoventuriaceae. The transcript has 3 exons.
CUCGCGACUCUGGCUUGCGACAACCGUAGCAGAACAACAUUGCCGCUGGUAACUCUUUCAUCCACGCCGUAAACCAGGUCGCAGGUAGUGCGACCACCCGCCCGACACGAUGCAGGCGAUGCAGCAUCCCCAGGACCCGAGCUUCAUGGUGCACAACCAUUUGCUACCGCACCUGCACCUGAUGUCCACGUAUCAAUUCCCGUUAAUGCAACGCGUUGGUCUCCCGCAAGUCCUACAGAAUUUGUUGCAGGCGCCUCAGAUCGUUCGCGAGAUGAAGCCCAUGGCAUGGACGUAUCUCCAGCCUCCACAAGACGGUACGAUGUUCUUGACUUGGCAACCACCGCGUAUGGGCAACACCUUCGCCACCGACGGCUACAUAUGGUUGGACCAAGAGAUGACAUAUAGACAAAAUAUCUCUGGAUACGUUCUUGAGAUUUUAGUCCACCGAGCAGGUUAUGUCUUGAAUCAUGAGCACGUUGCUUCUCAUCAGCGUAUGCGGUAUCACAUUAUCGACAAAGACCCGUCGCUUCCUGCUAUUGACCCAACUCUGUGGCUCGUUCACUAUAGUGCUGCAGACCCCGAGUAUCGACGACCAGCUAAUCAGUUCCCCAUCGCGCCGCAGAUACAAAAGCUAAUGCAGGAACGCCUCUUCCUCGAACAGCAAGGCGCUGUGCUCCAGCGCAAGGAGUUCAUGCUCGUAGACCGUUCCAACUGGCCUACGGUUAGCACAAACACGGGCGUUCAGCCGCGUCAAAUGCACCCAGCGUACCAACAGAACCCGAUGAUGGCUCGACAACCACCCCAGCAAGUGUAUCCUCAGCCACAGUUGCAUCAACCACCAAACAAGCGCGCAAAGAUUGAUCGAGCAGUUGCACAAGCUAUCCAAAAGAACGAAAUUCCCGAUAUCAUUUUCGAAGAGGACACCGAAUUCGGUGACUACUUCGACACGCUUACCCCAGCAGAGAUCAGCAAGAUGCGUUAUAAGCAGCACCACGAGUGGAUGGAGGAGAUUUUUUCAUCCGUUUACUCACUCAGCCAGAUUGUUCCCGAGGAUCUAGGCCUCGGCCUGACUGGUUCAUUAAAGGAGCUUACAGACGGCAUAUUGGCCCCGCCAGACGCUUCAGGUGUGCUAGGUUCUCUCGACCCAAGCAAGGGCGGUACAGAUAGGACCAUGGCGACGCAACAGAAUGGAUACAAGAAAUUGUCAGCAGAAAAGAUGGAGGAGUUUGAGAAGAGAAUUGCGCAAUUUGUGGAGAAGGGCAAGGCGGAUAUUCAAGCUAUGAAACAACGACACGCGGAGACAGUAGCGCAAUUCAACAAAUCGAAGACAUACAUGAGAGCCGAACGCAAGCUCCGCGAUCUUAGCGGUACUAGCGAUGCGGAUGCCAUCGUUAAAGACGUGGAAACUAACCUGGGCGCGAAGAUUCUGGAGUCGAAGAGGAAAGUGUGCAUAGAGGAGGGCGGAUUAGAGAAAGAAGACAAGACGCGCGUCGCUCCUACAACAAAUGGCACGGAACCUUCUUCUAAUAAAGAAGAAACGGCAUCAUCGAAUGGCGGAUUCGGUGGAAAUGGCUCAAGUAAUGGGAAUGGCAUGUUUGAGACGGGCGACAAUUCCGCUGCAGGUCUGCUAGAGGAGUUUGGUGGAGGCUCGUAUACUAAUUCUCCGGCGGCGAGAAUCAGUACUCCUGGAAUAUCUCAGCCGCCGUCAGGGAUACAAACACCAGGUGCGACGGCUAGUGCACCAACGAGCGAAUUCAUGCGACAAGCUGGUGGCGAGGCAGCGAAUAGAACUGCUCAAAACCAGGACGACACAGGACUCGACCUCCUUGAGGGCAUGGACAUGGACGUAGACAUGACGGGUCUAGGCGGUGCCGAAGGCGACUCAUCCAAACCAGCCGGUGGGGAGGAUGACUGGGUCCUCGUGAACGACUCUGCGAACCAGCAACAAGAAACCUCUGCUGCGCAGCCUAAAUCUGCGUCUCCACCGACACAAGCUGAGCCAAGGCAGGCACCAGCUUCAACAGCGGCAAAUCCAGAGCCUGUGUCCACGCUUGCUGAAGCGCAGACGUCGACAAAUACGCCUAAUGAAGCGGGUGGCAUGUUCGAUAGUGCGGACUUCGGCGGCGCCUUGGAGGGUUUGGACACAGCCGGUGACGCGCUGGCUGAUUUCGAGACUGGCACAGGUGGUGAGGACGAUUUGGGGCUCGAUCUCGACGGUGGGGAGUUCGACGGUGCAUUCGGAGGUCAUCAGUAGGCCAUGCGCCUCGUACUCCAUCUCCAUGUUGUACUGUAUCGAUCAGGCAUACGUUGGGGCGUUAUAAUGGCAACUGAGGAGUUUGGCGAUUUCAGCUGGGAAAAGGUGCCAACACGCGCGUUUUGUGUAUGUGCGCUAGUUGGGAUAUGGACAAAUUCGUCGCGUCAAAGAAUCUAUCUUAAAAUCGUUUUAUUGUCGCAUAUGUACAAAGCUACGAAACAGUCCUCGUCCUAGCUAUUGAUUCGUAGCUUGCCCGUACAAAGACAUCC